AUGAAAAGGCAAAUCAAGGAGUAACAAAAUGAAUUGAGAGAAAAGGAAAUAACAAUAUAAAAUUUUAAGAAAAAUGCUAAAGUAAGCAAAUUCUAAGAGCUCGAUGCUGAAAUCAGGGAAGUCUAUGAAGAACUCUAGAGAUUGAGAGAACUACUAAAAGAAAGAGAUGAUAUACUAUAAUAAUAAUAAAAGUAAAUUGAUGUAUAUCAUAGUCAUGCUCAGGAGCACUCAUCAAAUAAUGAAUUUGUCAAGGAGUUGCAACAGCAGAAUGAAACCUACCUGAAGGACAAUUAGGAAUUAGUAUAGAUUGUCAAACUUUAUGAGGAGAGGAAUACUUAAUUGGAACACCAAGUGCAGCAAUAAUAGAAAUAAUUGAAUAAGCAAGGCAGAGAUAUCUAGUUGUUAAAUCAAAAGUUACAAGUAUUCAAGAAGAGAGGAACUAAUGGCUAAUAUUUAAUCAGUUAGGAGGAGAUUGAUAAGGAUAUAGAAGAGAGGACCAAAUUGAAUUACUUAGUGGAAGAAUAAAAAGAGAAGAUCCAAAAAUUGGAGUAACAAUUAAAGAAAUUUUAAUCAGACAAUAGAAAAUAAUUGGAGUAGAAAUAAGGUAGAAACUUAUAAUAAUAACAAUCAUCCAGUCCCAAGGAUUAGAAUAAUAAUAUUUCUUAAUAGCAACAAAUAUAAUAGUUUCAAUAAUAAGAAUAAUUAAGGUAGAAUAAUAGCACAGAUUCUAUUUUACUUGAUUAAGAAUUGGCACAGUGUUAUGCAGAUGAAAUACGUUGUUAAUUGUAUUUGGAUAACAUACCCUUUGCAAAAUUCAAGGAAAAAUUGUCUACUUUGAAUAAGGGCAGAUUAAAUGAGAAUGGAGUUGUUGAGUUUUUAAAGACCAAAUUAGACAUGGAUGCAGCCAAAGCCUAAAAAUUUGCAAAAGCAUUACUCAAAAGUGAUGGAUAUGAUUAACCAAUUCAAAAAAUGAUAAGUGCCAAUAGACUUAAGAAUAUGAUAUUAUCACUUAUAUAAGAAUACAUCACUUAUCCUGGAUCAUCAAUUUAUUAAGAAGUUAGAAAAACUUUAUUAAAAAAUAAAGAAGAACUUACAAGGAAAUUUAGGUAGAAAUUUCAAAAUUAAGACUACAUUAAUAUAAGAUAAUUUGAAUAGCUAAUAUUAGAGUCUCAAAUAUCCAUUACUGAAUUGUAAAAGGAUUAAUUGUUCAUUCACAUUUAUUAAGUGUAUAGGGACUUAGUUCAAUUGUAAUGGGAGUAAUUCUUUAGAGAUGAUUUUAAGGCAAAUCAAUAGCCGAGAUUGGAAAAUUAAUAAAAGUUAAAUUCUCCUCCUAAUACAUAAAAAUAAGACAGCCCUAAUGAUUAUAUAAAGAUUUAGACCUAGAAUUCAGAUACUUCCAAAUAGGCCAAGAUAAGAAGUCAUGCUAGAAAUUCAUCUUAAAUAAUUGAUAAUGAUCCUAAUUAUCAGUCUGCAAAGGAAAAUUAAAAGCAUGAUGAAGAAAAUGAGAAUUAUGAUGAUUAUUUUGAGAGAGAUGAGGAUAAAAAUUCAUAAACCUCAGGAAAAGCAAAAGAAUAGGAUAAAAAGGACAAUGCAGACGAAGAAUAUUAGGAAUAGUUUGAUGAUUACUAAUAGAAGCCUUAAGAAGAUUAAGAGGACUAAGAGGAUGCAGUAGUGAAGAUUUAGCUUGCUUAUAAAAAGAAAAAGUAAAAGGAAGAAGGCAAGAAAAUUUAAGAGGAGUAAAAAGAAAAGAAGAGAUAAUAUCUUGAGGAAAAAGAAAAGAAGGAGAGGUAGGAAUAAUAAUUAAAGAAACAGUAAGAAGAGAUGAAAAGAUAAGAGGAAGAACAAAGUAAAAUAUUGGAGUAAAGGAAGAUUUUAGAAGAUUAAAAAAGGAAAUAAGAUUAGUAAAGACGAUAGGAAGAAGAAAGAAAAAGGAAGGAGGAAGAAUAAAAAUAGAAAGAAAAAGAAGAAGAAUAAAGAAGAUAUGAGGAAUAAUUAAGAAAAGAGGAAGAGGAGAAAGCAUUGUUGAUAUAAAAUGCUUAUAAACAAAAAAAGUAGAAAGAAGAGGGUAAGAAAAUAUUGGAAUAGAAAAAAAAGGAGAAAGAAUAAUACUUAGCUGAAUAAGAAGCAAAAAAAUAGUAGGAAGAAUUGGAGAGAUAGAGAUUAUUAAAAGAAUAAGAGGAAAAAGAUAAGUUAUUGAAAGAAGAGGAGGAUGCUGCUUUGAAGAUAUAGGUAGCAUAUUAAAAAAAGAAAUAAAUCGCAGAAGCCAAAGCAUUAUUAGAGUAAAAGAAAAGAGAAAAAUUUGUUAAUGACUAAAAGUAAAAGGAGGAGGACAGGAUAAGAAGAUAGAAGGAGAGGGAGGAAAAAUUAAGGAAAGAAUAGUAGGAAAGUGCUUUGAAAAAUUAAAGGGGCUCCAAAGAUAAGUAAUAAAUGGAUGAGGCAAAAUAAAUGUUGGAGAGUAAAAGAAACGAGAGGGAUUCAAUACAUAAGAAUCAAAAAAAAGGUGCUAAAGAUAAAAAAAAUAAUGAAGAUGAUUAUGAUUUUGAAUUUGAAUAAGAGCUUGAUGAUUAAAUAGAAGUUAAGAAGGAAAUCAAGGCUAAGGAAGAGGAAAUUAAUAUGGCAGCAUCAAGAAUACAGGGGGCCUAUAGACACAAAAAAAAUAAAUCAGAGGGAAAGAAAUUAUUAGAAGAACUCAAAGAGGAAAGGAGGUUAGAGGAAUUAAGAAAGAAGGAAGAAGAAUUAAGGCAGAAGGAAUAGCAAGAGCUUGAUGAUGUAGCUGUUAAAAUUCAAAAGGCUUACAAAAAGAGGUAAUAGAAGGAAGAAGGAAAGAAAAUCUUAGAAGAGAAAAGAAAAGAAAGGGAAUUGGAGAUUCAAUAAAAAAGUAAUAAACCAGAACAGAAUUAUAAUAAUGAGAAUGAUGACGGGUACGAUAAUGAGAAAUUUGAAGAUGGUACUGAUCAUGACAAAUUUACUAAUCCAGCCUUGGUAUAAAAGUAACUUUAAAAAAGAGAAGUUGAGGAUGAUGAUAAAGUGCCGGAUGAUCCAGUGGCAGAACAAAUGGAAGAUAAGUUAUUUAAUAGUGUUGGAAUAUUUUAAUAAUCUAUAAAUAAAGAGGAAGUAUCUGAUGCUGAUUAACUUUUAUGA
Paramecium tetraurelia is the source of this 3141-nucleotide messenger RNA. RefSeq lists its product as uncharacterized. Lineage: Eukaryota; Ciliophora; Oligohymenophorea; Peniculida; Parameciidae. The transcript has 6 exons. The record is from RefSeq and is a predicted model, not a curated record.